AUGGAUUCCAAGCCAGACUUCACCAAUCCAUUUGCUGGGCAGAGCGAGAGUGAUGGGCCGCAUGGAUCCGACGCCGACCAGCUGAGUCCUACAACCAAUACGGCGCCGCAUACCGCAGACGCUGCUCCUACAGAGACCACGCCAGCCGCUCCGCCUAGCACGGAGCAUCAGAGGAGCGCACGCGAUGAACAUCCUUCCGGUACGGCGACGCCAGUCAGCAGAGGCGAGAUCCAUUACAGUACACCUCCUGCGGAAGUCGACACAGGCCGCGCCCGAGCUGCAACUGCCACUAGCAGUACACUGAAACCGCCUAUCGAGGCCACACGGACAACGUCGUCAACAGGCACUCGUCAUCCACACCGGGAAAAAAUGCUCGAGAAGAUCAAGUCUACCGCCGACGACGUCGCCCCGGGCGUCGUGGAGAAAGUCCGGACUGCAAAGCGUGCACUACAUCUCAACCAUGUCAAGGUCACCGGCCCGAGCAGACUCUUGAACCCGACCAACAUCCGCAUGAAUGUCCGAUAUGCCAGUGACUCCGAGGAUGACGACAGCGUCAAGAGGGCCAAGCAGAUGUCCUUGCUCUGGCGCUCGAGAGAUAAUCGGAAAGGCCGAAACUCCAUCGCUGUACCCUUGCUUCCACCUGAUGAGGGCCCGUCUUUCCUCCCGCUUGCGUACACGCCGAAGCUCAAGACCAAUCUCAAGGAGAUCGGCAUCAACUUCUGGCGAAUGCUGACCACCUUUCCCUACUGGGACAUGGCAUUCUGGAGCGGCUGGUCAUACACUAUCGGUUCCGCCCUAUUCGUUGCCGACGGAGUACUCGCCUGGGGCCCUGUUGCAUUCGGCGAAGACUUUGAGAGUAAGAAAGCAGACACGUAUGGUGGACCCUUGUGCUUCUUCAUCGGUGCCCUCUUCUAUCAGGUGGGAGCCGUGGCAGCCUAUCUGGAAGCUGUUAACGAUGGCUCCUUCCACGGUGCAGCUAUGCGUCGCCUUCUCGAGGGACAUGAAGACGAGCAGAAGAAGAUGCUCGACGACAAGAUCCACAACUUCUUCUCGCACGCGAGACCGAAUUACUGGAAUCGUCACGACAGGCACGGCGAAGACACCAUAGCUGCCGCUGUCGAUCCCGAAGCAGGCUGGAAUACCAAGGAAGCUCGUCGUUUACGUCCCGGCUCCAUCUACCCCACAGGUAAAGCCCCUGCUCCGCGUCGUGGCGCUAUGGACCUCGGCGGAGAAGAACACGACGGGAGCGGGUACCUCACCUGGCGAUGGCGGCCAAGCUGGGAGGCUUUGCGCACGCAUCACGUCUAUGAGAUCGGGUACCUGGCUUGCACCAUCCAGCUAUUCGGUGUCACCCUGUACGGCAUCACGGGCAUCGUUGUCCUCCCUGGAAUCCUGUCCACUCUCGAAUGGUGGCAGGAACUUGGAGCUUUCUGGGUGCCCCAAGCUGUAGCGGCCGCCUGCUUCUUGAUCUCCAGUCUCAUGUUCAUGCUCGAAACCCAAGAGAGAUGGUGGAAACCCGAGCCUGCCGUCCUUGGUUGGUGGAUCGGUGUAUGGGCCACCAUUGGCUCGGUCGGCUUCGAGCUGAUCGCUGUCUUUGGAUUCCUGGCGCAUGAGCACCAUUGGGCCAAGUAUCAGAGUGAUCUUGCGACUGUCUGGGGCUCGAUUGGAUACCUUAUUGCCAGCUUCCUUCAAUGGUAAGUGAACGUCGCAGGUGCAUUACUCGUGAUGCUAAAUGUUGUACAGGUAUGAAGCGUUGAGUAAGAACCCGGUCGAGGAACUGUUCAACGAGCCUGGUGAGAUGAAGUCGUAUCAGGUCCACCCUCUAUGA
Messenger RNA from Lecanosticta acicola, 1828 nucleotides. The record is from the annotation of a GenBank genome assembly. NCBI's taxonomy places the organism in Eukaryota, Fungi, Ascomycota, Dothideomycetes, Mycosphaerellales, Mycosphaerellaceae.